This is a messenger RNA of Saccoglossus kowalevskii, 1119 nucleotides long. RefSeq names its product GDP-D-glucose phosphorylase 1-like. The record is from RefSeq and is a predicted model, not a curated record. Gene Ontology annotation, cellular component: cytoplasm. Gene Ontology annotation, biological process: glucose metabolic process. Gene Ontology annotation, molecular function: GDP-D-glucose phosphorylase activity. Lineage: Eukaryota; Metazoa; Hemichordata; Enteropneusta; Harrimaniidae.
AUGGCAGCCUCCUUGUGCAACGAAACGCCGAAUGAUUUAUCACAGCCUGGGAAGUUUAUCUUCUCUGAAGAAGACUAUGUGGUUGAUUCAAACCAAUGGUCUGAAACAAUGAAAUUUAAGUGCAGUAAGUUUGACAAUCAGUUGAGAUCACGAUGGGAUUAUGCUGUAAAAAAUGGUUAUUUCCGAUAUACUCUUGAUUCGUUGAAGACUCGAAUUAUAGAUGGGGAUCUCAAGUAUGUAGCUCAGUUAAACAUGAAGCGUGCAACUGAGAGAAGAAAACCACAAGUAAUUAAAAGUGUGUCACAACCAUUCAACCCAGAUCUCUUCAAUUUCCUGAAAAUAAAAAAACAAGAAAUUCUUCUAGAGCUCUGUCCACAGCAAAUUACUGAUGGAGAGGUAGCCAUAGCAACCAAUGGUGAUGAAGAUACUAUGUUAUCAGACACUCAUAUUAUUAUUAUCAAUGUCAGUCCGUUAGAAUAUUGUAAUGUGUUGCUUGUACCGAGUGUUGAAUCAUGCCUUCCACAGGUUCUUACACAGUCCGGAAUAGAGCUGGCUUUGAAGAUGCUUCUCAUCAGCUCACAUCAGGGUUUCCGUAUUGGCUGGAACAGUCUGUGUGCUUUUGCAUCUGUUAAUCACCUGCAUUUCCAUGCUUACUAUCUGGACCAUGAACUGGCAAUAGAAUAUGCAGUUACAAAGCCUGUAAUAGGUGGAUGUCAUGAAAUAGUUGGCUACCCUACAGCAGGAUUUGCCUUCCAGCUUGAGGAAAGAAAUGUUGAACAACUAGCAAGGGAUGUGUAUAAAGUCACAUCAUAUUUUCAUCAAAAUGAAAUUGCACAUAAUCUAUUUAUGACAAGAGGAACACUAUUUGGUGAAGACAAAUAUAGCAAUAGAAGAACCGUAAGAGUAUAUGUAUGGCCGAGACGUUCAUCAUAUGGUGCAAAAACAGAAGAUUCUUUCAAUAUAGCUGUAUGUGAACUUGCUGGGCAUCUGCCAAUCAAAGUUGAAUCUGAGUAUGAGAACAUGACGCAGGAAAGAGCUUCACAGUUACUCAGAGAAGCAUCAUUAUCAGAAGAUGAAUUCCAGCUGAUCAAGUCACAACUUAUAAAAACCUUUAACUAA